AUGUUUGUGAGUUGUUUAGCUUUGAUAAUCGAUUUCCCAAUUAAGGAAAUUCUGGCGAAUAAAGAAUCCGCGGAUUUCGGGCGGUACGCGGAAGGUAAUGCUUCAACAGCAGUGUAUGCGACGACCACAAGUACCCCAAGCAGCAGAGCUCGAAAGAAGAAACGACGUCCGAAUGAACAAGAUGAGGUUGAGGCAGCGUUAUUGGCGGCGUGCCAGGCUUCGAGCAGUACGUCAGCAAUCAGUGAUGCAUCUUCUGUUGAGGGUAGUCCGGCGAAAAGGAAAAAAUCAGUAUGCUUCCAAGUGUUUGCUAAUGCGCGUUUGAUAUUCGGUUGA
Molecule: messenger RNA, 333 nt
Organism: Gongylonema pulchrum
Lineage: Eukaryota; Metazoa; Nematoda; Chromadorea; Rhabditida; Gongylonematidae
Source: the annotation of a GenBank genome assembly